AUGACAGAGCUCCAGACCUUGAAGGAGACGGUGAAGCAACUGAAAAGUGCAUGCCUAAGCUGCAGCCUCCAAAGGGAUGAUGUAGGAGCAGAAGACAGAGGAGAUGGGGGAAUAACAGCACCCAGAAAUGAGAGUGCAACCAAGUCUAUCAAGGAGAUGCAAAUCAAGAUGAACAAGAUGUCCAACAGCCUGAAGAAUGCUCACACUCAGAUUAAAGACAUGAAAGAAAAUGUUAAGCAGCUCAGUGAAAACUGCAAUGGCUGCAAGACUGCGUGUCCUCAGGUCAAUGCACCAUUACACAUCCUAGCGCCUAAAGACUGUUCAGACCUCAGUGUCUUGAAGCAGAUGAAGAAUGGAGUAUAUAACAUCACCCCUGACAUCAGAAACAAGAGCUUCGAGGUUUUCUGUGACAUGGAGUCCAACGGUGGCGGCUGGACUGUUGUGCAGCAGCGAAUCAAUGGCGGUGUGAACUUCAACCGCACAUGGAAUGAGUAUAAGAAUGGCUUUGGGGACUUGCGUGGGGAGUUUUGGCUCGGAAAUGAUCGUCUCCACCUGCUCACCAAGAUAAGAGACGUGGUCCUACGGGUCGAGCUGGAGGACUUCCACGGUGUCAAAGAGUAUGCGAAGUAUGACCUGUUUUAUGUAUCAAACGAAUUCCUUAAAUACCGCGUGUCCGUAAGCACAUACUCAGGCACAGCUGGUAAUGCUCUGCUUAUCGACACAGACUACAAACAUGAUCAGAUGUUUUUCACUACAUGGGACAGGGACAACGAUUUGUACCCGACAGGAAACUGUGGUGCUUACUAUGGAUCCGGCUGGUGGUUCAAUGCAUGUCUGUCAGCUAACCUUAAUGGGAAAUACUACAACAAGGAGUACACAGGGAAGCAAGAUGGAUGA
Messenger RNA from Silurus meridionalis, 897 nucleotides. It is a transcript of the gene fgl2a, whose product is annotated as fibrinogen-like 2a. The transcript is spliced from 3 exons. NCBI's taxonomy places the organism in Eukaryota, Metazoa, Chordata, Actinopteri, Siluriformes, Siluridae. The record is from RefSeq and is a predicted model, not a curated record. Bases 1 to 897 code for a protein of 298 amino acids.